Molecule: messenger RNA, 1453 nt
Organism: Galdieria sulphuraria
Lineage: Eukaryota; Rhodophyta; Bangiophyceae; Galdieriales; Galdieriaceae
Product: monooxygenase/ oxidoreductase
Exons: 2
Coding region: 23-1417 (464 amino acids)
Molecular function (GO): FAD binding
Source: RefSeq, a predicted model, not a curated record
UGAUUGAAGGAAAUGGACAAGAAUGAAUCUGGGUUUUGUAGCUCAUGAGAAUAUCUUGAGAGUCCCUCUGAAACACCGAAGCACCGGAAGGAGCGGACGACAACCUUGUCGCAUAUGUUGUUCUAAAACUGUCGAUUAUGAUAUAGUUGUGGUGGGAGGAGGAAUUGCUGGAUUGGCGUUCUCAGCAGCUCUAAAGACGGUCUUGAAAUGGCAAGGAUCUUUGUUGGUCAUAGAACAGUCAUCUUUAGAAGGUUUAGAAACUGGAUCUGCUUUGGGAUUAUGGACAAAUGCUUUCAAGUGUUUGGAUGCCUUGGGAGAGCAAGUGAGUCGUACUUUAAGAGAUAAAAGUUGUCCUCUUGAAGGUGUUCUUAUUCGAGACGCUGAACGAGGACGACUUCUCAAGAGCAUACCGUUGGAUAAGUGUAUUGGAGGUCCUCACGAGUUUUCAUAUGUCAGACGAAGAGAUCUUCAGGAAGAAUUACGUUCUCUUUAUCUAUCUUCACCAGAUGUAAACUACUUGGUAGGAGAAACUGUUGAGAGUGUUCGAAAGGACGACUGUAUGAUAGUCGUUUGUUCAAGUGGUAUUGAAUUGAAAUGCCACAUAGUUAUUGGUGCAGAUGGUAUCGGUUCGGUGGUUAGAAAAUGUUUGUAUCCCUGUUUAAGAUGGCCUAGAACGAUCAAGUCGAAUGGUUACAUGGCAUUUCGAGGUAUUGUCUCGCUGAACCAAUUGCCAGAAAAGGUAAUCAACGAAUUGGAGUCUUCAUGGAAGAGCCAUAUUUCUCAGAUAUGGGGAAAAGGUAUUCGUGCUGGAGUUGCACCGUUGGAUAUACAUCAUUGGUAUUGGUUUCUAACGGUAAAUGAGAAGCAGUUGAACAACUGGGAUUGUUUCCAAGGUAAUUUUCAUCUUUGUCAAGACAAACUGAGUGAAUUGCUUUUCAAUUGGGUUUAUCCACUUCCACAGCUCUUUCAGUAUACACAAGCUGAAAAUAUUCAUGUUCACAGAUGUGCAGAUUCCCUUGAUAUCCUACUACCAAGGAAAUAUUUUUCCCUUCAUAAUAGUUUUCCAGUGACCCUUAUUGGUGACGCUGCACAUCCAACUACUCCUAAUUUGGCUCAAGGAGCUGCACUUGCCUUAGAAGAUGCGUUGGUACUCGCUUGUCACGUGUAUAGUGCUUGCUCUCAGUCAGUCAACCAUGAGAUUCUACAAGAAACUUUGUACAAGUAUGAAGACGAGCGUCUGCUAAGAACGCAGCGUUUGGUUAUACAGUCUCAUGUGAUUGGAAAAUUGUUACAACUGGAAAAUAGUUGGGUUUGCUUCCUAAGAGACAAUGUCGGAACAAAAGUUUUCCUUCAACCACAAGCCUUUCUACGUCACGCUGUCUGGGAUGUACCUCCAUGUUUCCAUCCAAAUAAAUAAAUUCUUUACAGCUGUAAGAAAAGGAACCCUGAACAU